UAGUAAUAUAUACGUAGACUGCAAAGAAGGAGAUUCCUAGCAAGCAUCCCCAUGGAUUCUGAUUUCCCUUGUCAAGACAUGGAUACUGAUCUUUACAUAGCUGCUAAAACUGGGGAUAAGGACUACUUGCAGAAGCCACAUAGCCUCCAGAGUAUUCCUUGCCAAGCCACAUCCCAGAAACGCAAUGCUCUUCACAUUGCUGCCAAUUUCAAGUGCAUAGGCUUUGCUGAAGCUCUUGUUGAGAAGUUUCCAGAGCUUCUGACUAGAGCUGACUUCAAAGGCGACACUCCGCUGCAUAUCGCCUCGAGAACUGGCUGUAGUAACAUGGUUAAGUGCUUUCUUGAAAGUAAAAAUGCCAAGCAAGCACUGGAAAUGAAGAAUGAGAGGGCUGAUACGGCACUGCAUGUGGCUGUGAGGAAUGGUCAUCUUGAGGUGGUGAACCGGUUGGUUCAAGAAAAUCCUAAGUUGUUGGAUUUGGUUAAUAAUCAUAAAGAGUCCCCCUUGUAUUUGGCUGUGGAAAGGGGGUUUUUCAAGAUUGCUAACGAACUGUUGAAAGGAAACAGUUCUGAAUGUUCCUGUGAGGGCACGAAAGGGAUGACCGCUUUACAUGCAGCUGUGAUUCGUACCCAUAAAGGUCCUGAGCUGGGUAAAUCCAUACCCGAGCUGUCUGUAAAUGGACUUGGACUGCAUCUAGGAGGAGAAUGGUUUCCAGGAACACAAUCCAAUGUUGGCCAAGAAGUUCCCGAAUUAUCUCUAGAAAAUCUUCGCCGUGUGGUUACAAACUUUUUCUUUCGGGUAGGAGGAUACUUCAAAGGAAAACAUCUCCGUGUGGAUACAAACUUUUUCUUUCGGGGAAAACAUGGCCGUGUGGUUACAAACUUUUUCUUUCGGGGAAAACAUGGCCGUGUGGUUACAAACUUUUUCUUUCGGGGAAAACAUGGCCGUGUGGUUACGAACUUUUUCUUUCGGGUACGAGGAUACUUCAAAGGAAAAAAUGAUAAAAUUGAUAUUAUGGAAGUACUAUUUGAAGAGAAGAAGGAUGUGAUAAAAAAGCCAGAUGAAUUUGGGUGGACCCCUCUUCAUUAUGCUGCCCACUUGGGUCACCUCGAAGCAACUGAGAAGUUACUGACGAAAGACAAAACUGUUGCUGGCAUAUUGGAUGGAGAACACAGUUGUGCUCUCCACAUUGCAGCCAAAGAGGGCCACACUAAUGUAAUGGAAAAGAUUAUCACAUGUCUUCCAGAUGUUUAUGAUUUGAUUGACAACAAAGGCCGCACAAUUCUUCAUAUUGCAGCUCAAUAUGGAAAGGCUAGCGUUGUUAAAUAUAUCCUGAAGAAGCCAAACUUGGAAAGUAUCAUAAAUGAGCCAGAUAAGGAAGGUAACACACCACUUCAUCUAGCUGCCAUUUAUGGACAUUACGGGGUUGUGAAUAUGUUGGCUGCAGACGAUAGAGUGGACAAAAGGGCAAUGAACAAUGAGUAUUUGAAGACUAUUGACAUUGUUCAGUCAAAUAUGGAUAUUGGAGAAAUAAUCAAGUAUUGGAUCAUGAGGAAGUUGGAGCAUGCUGGUGGUCGACAAAGUUUACACCGGUUGGUCAUUAGAGAAAAUGCAUAUAUGCAAAAUGGUGACAAUGAAGGAUACCAGGAAAAUGCAAAUAUGUGGACUGAUAACAAUGGACAUCAAAAGAGCAGUGAUGGCAUAUAUCGUAGUGCUAGCGAGACCAGUACUCAGAGCAGUGAUGGCGCGUCUCGUACUGCUAGCAAUAUGAGUAUACUUCUUGAUAGGAACAGAGAAAUCAUGAAAGAAAAGCAACUUCGAUCUCAUCGUCUCAAGGACAUUUCCAACACCCAUUUAUUGGUCGCGACGCUCAUAGCAACUGUCACUUUUGCAGCAGGCUUUACUCUACCUGGUGGGUACAAUGAUGAAGGCCCCGACAAAGGUAAAGCAGUUCUCUCAACAAAGAUAGCCUUCAAGGCCUUCUUGUUGUCAGAUGGUAUAGCUUUCUAUUGCUCAACUGCAGCAGUGUUUCUCCACUUUUUUGCUUCACUGGAACGAAACUAUCAUCUGCUUCUACGUUUCAUAAAAUUUUCAGCCAUACUCACAUACGUUUCCAUCCUAGGAAUGGUGAUAGCAUUUACUUCUGGCAUUUAUUUGGUGCUACCCAGUUCCUCAGAGCUUUCAACCUCUGCAUUUGUGCUUGGGUGUCUGUUCCUGACCUUUUACAUCUUUGGGGUUCUGUAGAAGUGGCUGUGUAGGAUUCACCUCUGAGUUAUGUACUCUUCUGUCUUAAUGAAUUCAGUCUGUUAAAAAGACAUGUAAAAUAAUAUUGAUGUAUGGGAAUUUGAUUUGUGCAUGGCUUGUUAAUUUGGAA
This is a messenger RNA of Vitis vinifera (wine grape), 2371 nucleotides long. RefSeq names its product ankyrin repeat-containing protein ITN1. Gene Ontology annotation, molecular function: protein phosphatase 1 binding; protein phosphatase regulator activity. Gene Ontology annotation, cellular component: plasma membrane. Bases 52 to 2241 code for a protein of 729 amino acids. NCBI's taxonomy places the organism in Eukaryota, Viridiplantae, Streptophyta, Magnoliopsida, Vitales, Vitaceae. The record is from RefSeq and is a predicted model, not a curated record. The transcript has 5 exons.